Molecule: messenger RNA, 762 nt
Organism: Rotaria sp. Silwood1
Lineage: Eukaryota; Metazoa; Rotifera; Eurotatoria; Philodinida; Philodinidae
Source: the annotation of a GenBank genome assembly
AUGGACGAAGAUCAACAACAAGAGAUACGAGAUAAACAACUUUCGAUUCAACAAGAAUUUCAUACGCUUGAUGACACACAACGUCCAUGGUCAGAAUGGCAGCGAAGUGAUGAAUCUUGUGUGCAACAUACUGGACUUGAUGUUGAACAAGUACAAGAAUUAUAUGAUAUGUGUGAAGAACCACUUAAAAAGUAUCGUCUUCAUCGAUAUGAGCAACAAACAGAUAUUACCGACAGAUCAUAUUUAUCUCCUAUGAAUUUACUCGUAGUUACAUUAUGGUACUUGAAGCAUUAUCAUUCAAAACGUUACAUUUCUACAGAGCUGAAUUUGGGUCAAUCAACAGUGAAAUAUUUCUUAACAGAAGUUCUGGAUAUAUUACAUUCAUGUGUAUAUCAGGAAUUAGUAUCUUUACCAGCUGAUUUAGCUAGUAGAAGAAGUAAACAUGGACCUCAACAACAUCACAAGUUAAUAGUUGAUUCAAUUUCUAUUGCGAUUCCCGAGCCUUCUGAUGCAAACCAACGUAAAGCAUAUUGUUAUGGAAAAAGCUCAACGAAUUAUGCCAUAAAAGUCCAAAUAACUUGUGACUUUAACCAUCACAUAGUACACGUAUCAGACUGUUAUCGUGGUAGUACACAUGAUAUUACAAUUUUAAGAAAUUCUGGACUGUUGGAUUAUGUAGAAGAAUCAGUUCAAAUUAUUGCUGAUAAAGGAUAUAUCGGUGAAGAAUACGUUAUUACUCCAAAAAAAACCUCAUGGACAUGA